CGUCGAAGCCGCCGCCACACGUGUUGCCGACGCGGCGCAUCGCGCACACGCGUACACCGCAAUCGUUGGCUCGAUCCGUUUUGUCCGUCGCAGGCGCCGCACCGUCCGGUCCGCCAGCCGCACGCGCUUAUGUUGUGCGCGUACUUUUUUUUUUUAAGUAUAUUAUUAGGAAAAACGGUUUUUAUUUUUUUGGUCCUCUUCGACAAUGUCUGUUCGGUCGGCGAUUUACGUGACCAUGUGGUGGUAAUAACCAUCGGCAACAGACUCGUCCGCAAGAUACCUCCGCUCGGCGUAAGAUACGAAUACAUUAAAUUCAUAGACGAUAUGGAUGCGAAACUGACGACGCCGAAACGUUGCACAAAUGGAGUACGAGCUUGACUGUUGUAGAAGAUCGACAAUAAUAUGUCAUCCAUCGGAUCUGAAGACCGACCGUUCAUAUUCCGCGUCAAUGAUAACGGCACUGGCCCAGUUCUGCUCAUACAGGUGUGUCAAGAACGAGGCUGGAAGGAAUAUGAAGGAACUAAGAGCGGAGACUCCGCAUGGUCGGUGCCGGCGGACGAGUAUUGGAACCUGUGGUGGAAAUCGACCGGAUUCUCGUUGUCACACUAUAAACAGCAGAAAAUAUGGCAGUUCAAUAACCAUAUACCCAGUGGAUCAGCAUUAUGCCGGAAGGACAACUUGUGGCGAUAUUUGAAAUGUAUGAAGAAUAUAUUCGGCACGUCGCUAUUCGGGUUCAGCCCAGACUCCUACAACUUACCACUAGAGUAUACAAAGUUAGCUGCCGAAUGUAGUCACGACACUGACGUCGGUGAGAAGUCGAUUUGGAUAUGCAAACCUGUUGGUCAAAGUCAAGGAAAAGGCAUAUCAUUAAUAUCGCAAAUCGGUGAGCUCGUUUAUGACACAAACAUCGUGGUCCAGAGAUACGUGAAGAAUCCUAUGCUUAUCGGUGGAUAUAAGUACGAUUUGCGGCUGUACGUUCUAGUACCGUCGUUCCAUCCACUCACCAUAUACGUCUACAGGGAGGGACUAACUCGAUUCAGUACCGACAAGUAUUCGCUGAAUAACCUCGAUAACCACUAUGCGCACCUGACCAAUAGUUCGAUUAACAAGCUGGGACCCAACUAUUUGGAAACAAAAGAAAAAAUCGGACUCGGAUGCAAGUGGACAUUUCAACAGCUCCGACAGCACAUACGCCAAGCCGGAGUCAAUGAUUGGCUAUUGUGGCAAAAGAUAUCAGUUCUCGUUAGUCUCACGUUGGCCAGCCAAUGUACAGGCAUACCGAGCACGACAAAUUGUUUUGAGUUAUACGGUUUUGACAUAUUGGUCGAUUCUGAUCUAAAGCCUUGGCUUCUAGAGGUGAACCUCAGUCCUGCGUUGGGCAACGAUUGCGACGUGGACAACCGUGUGAAAAGGCCGCUGUUGCACGACAUGUUCGAUCUGCUCGGGCUGCCGAUGUGCAACACCGGUCUGUCACUGUUCCGGAUGACGUGCAGGUCGGCGUCGGGGCCACGGUUCGGCGGGGAUGGACGGCCGACAGCGUUGGCCGCCGCGGCCACGGAAAAGUGGAAGUCCAAACGCAAGACGAACAGCAACAACAACAACAACAGCACUGCCAACAACAACAACAACAACAACGUUAACGCCUCGAAAAAGGACGGUACGGCGGUGACGUCGUCGACGGCACAGGCCCAGUCGUCCGCUCGGCAAUCGACGCUGUACGGCCUGGGCAAACAGCGAGGCGCCAACACGGCCCAAGCGGCGGCGGCCGCCGACCUGUGCAACUCGCCUUUAUCGUCGCCGGUUUGGGGCAACGGUCGGGACUGGAGCAGGCCCGCCGACUCGGAGGGCGACUGGGUCCGAGUGUUCCCGUUCGCGCCGUCGCCGCGACAGUUGUCGCGGACCGGCACUCGGCCGCCGCAGCAGCAACCGUUCGGCCGCCGGUCAGCGUCGUCGCCGUCGUCGUCGUCGCCGGACACGGGCUCGGCCAGGGCCACCAUCAAAACGAUUCAAGAGUACUUGAAGUGUUGCAAGAAGGUGGCCAGGUCGUGCGAGGGCCUGUCCGUCGUGCCGGACGAAGAGCUCAACGACAAGCUCAGAGACCUGUUCCCGGCCGCGACCAAGACGUGGCUGCCGCCCCUCUGAGAGACUCUUACGUAUUGUUAUUGCGUUUUUCACCGUAAUAUUCUUAUGCAUAUACUAUACGACACCUCCAAAGGAAUACUUAAACGUGUCGCGUUGUAAUAAUAUCGAUUGUUAUUGCGUAAAUUAUUAUUAUGAUAUCGUCGUUGUUUAUGUUAUAAUAUUAUUGUUAAUAUACCGGUAAUAUAUAUUUUUCUAAAAUAUUAAUAUUAUCGACUAAUAUAAAAUUAUUUCGAAUUAUUAUCGACUAUUAUAUGUUAUAAUGUAUAGUUAGGUAGGUAAAAAAAUAUUGUAAUAUAUUGUUUUUUUUUCUCUCUUCUCGCUCUUUCCAAAUUAUAUUAUAUAAAAAAAAAAAAUUUAAAACGUAUAAUAAUAUCUCACGAUGAAUAAUAUAAAACUAAUGUGUUCUGCGCAUAUAAAAACGUCGUUCUUGUAUAUUAUUUUUCACGAUGAAUUAAUAAUAUUGUAAUUACGAGCUAUAUUUCAGGUACAUUUCGCUGCGGAUGGCGAAUUUUCCAUCGUAAUGUACCUGUAAUAUAUAUUAUAAUAUUAUAUAAUAGUGUAAUACAACAUUGAACAUGUUAUGUAACGUUUGUCACUUUACCGUGAUGAACACCAUUUGAUUCGAUUAGUAUUAUAUAUUAACUAUUAAGAGGUAUUCUAUAUUUGUUUCAAUGCUGCGUAUAAUAAAUAUCAUUUAAAAAUAAUAACAUGUACCAUCAAUUUAUGCUGUAUAAUAUUAUCA
Messenger RNA from Aphis gossypii (cotton aphid), 2884 nucleotides. Its product is annotated as probable tubulin polyglutamylase TTLL2. The record is from RefSeq and is a predicted model, not a curated record. Bases 403 to 2142 code for a protein of 579 amino acids. Gene Ontology annotation, molecular function: tubulin binding; tubulin-glutamic acid ligase activity. Gene Ontology annotation, cellular component: cilium. The transcript has 8 exons. Gene Ontology annotation, biological process: microtubule cytoskeleton organization; protein polyglutamylation. Lineage: Eukaryota; Metazoa; Arthropoda; Insecta; Hemiptera; Aphididae.